Molecule: messenger RNA, 856 nt
Organism: Magnolia sinica
Lineage: Eukaryota; Viridiplantae; Streptophyta; Magnoliopsida; Magnoliales; Magnoliaceae
Exons: 4
Coding region: 119-571 (150 amino acids)
Source: RefSeq, a predicted model, not a curated record
UAUGAUUAGGUAUUGAUGCCUAACACAAAUGUGAUGCAUGCUUCUUCUUUUUUUAUGCUCACAAUUAUUUGGUUAACUCCAAUCUCAUUACAUAUAUUAUUUUCAUAUUGUGAAGGAAAUGAAGAUGUCAACCUCUGACCAUCAUCAUUCGAGCUUUAUUGACCCGGUCCCGACCACCAGCCAGGUUGGACAGAGUCCAGAUAGUUCAGCACCGACUCCUGAGGGUGGUAUUCAUAAUAGACGAUUUCGAGGCCCUACAGUCAUCAGCGAGGUGGCGAACUUGCCACCCAAUAAGCAGCUGAAUAUUAGUUGGAAUAAGUAUGGGCAGCCCAUUGGACAUAAGUACAAUGAAUUUACAAGGUGGCUGGGCAUUUUAUCUAGGAAUGGGCACUUAGUGCCUCUUGAUCACGAUAGUUGGCAUCAUGUGCCGCUAUCUAACAAGAACGAGAUUUGGAAUGAAGUGAAGAUCAAAUGGAAUAUCGACGAGGAGUGUCGAAAUUGGGUAAUGAAGUCCAUCAGAGCUUCAUGGAAGGAGUGGAAGAAGAGCUUAAAAAAAGAACACUACAACUGAUAUUUGACUAAUGAGGAACGACUAGCUCACUGUCCUGAUUGAGUGGAGCCAACACACUGGAAGUGGCUCGUCACCUAUUGGUCAAGUGAUGAAGGACAGGCCCGCACUCAAAGGAAUAAAAUCAACCACAGCAAGCAUCGUAUGGCCCACACUGCCGGCUCAAGGAGAUUUGCUCAAGUGCGUGAAGAAGAGGUAAAUUCUUCUUUGAUUUCUAAACUUGAAAUGCCAUCAUUCUACUAUAAUAUGAUUGUUACCAACUCAUUUGUUUUUACAUGGAAAAAGCGG